AGAAGACUGGAAGGUAGGGCGAGAGAUUGUGGGGCUCUGGACAGGGUCGGAACAUGAAGGGGCCCAGCGUCCUGGCAGUGACAGCCGUGGUCCUUCUCCUGGUGCUGUCUGCGCUGGAAAACUCCAGCGGUGCUCCACAGCGACUCUCUGAGAAGAGGAACUGGACUCCCCAAGCUAUGCUCUAUCUGAAGGGUGCACAGGGCCGCCGCUUCCUCUCCGACCAGAGCCGUAGGAAGGAGCUUGCAGACCGGCCGCCUCCAGAAAGACGAAACCCAGAUCUUGAACUGCUGACUCUCCCAGAGGCUGCAGCCCUGUUUCUGGCUUCCUUGGAAAAAUCACAAAAAGAUGAAGGAGGGAAUUUUGAUAAAAGCGAACUCUUGGAAGACAGACUCUUCAACUGGUGAAAACACACCAGGACACCUUCAAGUGUAGUCCUCGUUGUGAUGGAAACCAGAACCACACGAGGGGCCCGUGCACCCUUCCUUCCACCCGAGAAACCUGCACCUCUAGGUUUAGUCCCAUGGAAAUCCUGGCUGGAACAUUACCACUGGCUGGAACAUCACCAUUGGCUGGAACAUCACCCAUGUCUUACGUAGGCUUGGAUUAUUCAGGGCCUUUCACGUGUCAAGGCUGAGAACUCAGAAAUGUUCUUUCUUCUCCCUGCAGUCAGGCCCUGCUUUGAUUUUGGCCGUUUGUUUUCUUAUCCCAUAAUUCCCUUGCCUUUGGUGCCACUCAGAAGCAAAUAUCGCUGUCCCUCAUCGUCCCAGCCCCAGUGAGAGAGAGGGUGCACCGGGAAGGGAAUGGAUAGGAUCUCCUAGAUAGGAACUCGUCUGCGAGGUCAAAUAAGGAGGGAGGCAAGGAGAAGAUGCCUGAUAAAGCUCCCAUGAAAACACAUCUCUGUCGCUGCUGAAACAGGGCACCAUCCAUGAUGCUGAAACUGCUGGAAGGUCUGUGAAAACUGAGGACCGGGAGCCUCUUUGUGCUCCUAGGACCUAACUGAACUCCACAUAGAAGCUUAGACCUUAAGGUUACUGACACACAAACAGAUGGUGAUGUCAGAGUUUGCUGGAGCACACGGCACACAAAGGUACAAACCAGUUGUUCAGGUUCAGAGGUAGUCCAUCUUCUGUGACUUUGCAUUAAGGUAUUCCCAUGACACAAGUGAGUGCCACAUGCAUGAUUUACCCUUUCCCAUGCACACACAUGCACAGGCACAUGCACACGCACACAGUGAAGGAAUUUGGGAGUGAAAUCCCUAUACCAAGGAGACUAACUUAUUUGGAAUUACAUCUUGAUCACCGUGUGUGUGUGUGUGUGUAUGUGUGUGUGUGUGUGUGUGUGUUUAAAAAAAUAUUCAAUUCAGAGUCAUUAACCAUAAGUGCUCAAGUGACAAAGUAGCGAUACUUAUUGUCCCCAGCUUACAGUUAUUACCUUGAACUAUACAGUAUCUUUAUGUAAAUACCGCUGUAAUCUGAUAUUUUAACUCAACUGUGUUAAAUCAAAACCUAGUGUAUAUGUUUUGCCUGCUUCUCAGUUCAUAAAUAAACAAUAAAACUAUAUUCUAGUUAAUGUA
This is a messenger RNA of Mus musculus (house mouse), 1573 nucleotides long. It is a transcript of the gene Spx, whose product is annotated as spexin hormone. Gene Ontology annotation, biological process: signal transduction. The coding region runs from base 54 to 404 and encodes 116 amino acids. The transcript is spliced from 6 exons. Gene Ontology annotation, molecular function: neuropeptide hormone activity. Gene Ontology annotation, cellular component: transport vesicle; extracellular region. The record is from RefSeq and is marked validated. Lineage: Eukaryota; Metazoa; Chordata; Mammalia; Rodentia; Muridae.